This is a messenger RNA of Numida meleagris (helmeted guineafowl), 3512 nucleotides long. RefSeq names its product nuclear factor kappa B subunit 2 (gene NFKB2). Gene Ontology annotation, cellular component: cytoplasm. The transcript is spliced from 24 exons. Lineage: Eukaryota; Metazoa; Chordata; Aves; Galliformes; Numididae. Gene Ontology annotation, biological process: response to cytokine; innate immune response; regulation of transcription by RNA polymerase II. Bases 200 to 3037 code for a protein of 945 amino acids. Gene Ontology annotation, molecular function: protein binding; RNA polymerase II cis-regulatory region sequence-specific DNA binding; DNA-binding transcription factor activity, RNA polymerase II-specific. The record is from RefSeq and is a predicted model, not a curated record.
GCGGGCGGGGCGGGCCGGGCCGGGAAGCCCCGGGAGGCGGAGCCGGGGCCGGGACCGGGACUUUCCCGGCGCAGCGGCGGCCGUGCGGGGCGGGAGCGAGGAGAAGGGAUGUGGAGGAAGCGAGCUCGCCCCGCGCUGCCCUGACCCUGCCCUCUGCCCGAGCUCUGUGGCAGUUCCCUGCGGCAAACCCUGACCGGCGAUGCUGGGGCUGGAUGGGCUGCUGCGGCCGGCCGCCUCCGGCACGGGACUUUCCGGAGCGGCGUGCCUUCCUGCCGCCGCCGGCCCCGCUCAGCGCCCGCUCUUCCCGCAGGCCGGCGGCCGGCCCCGCAGCGACAUGGACGAGCACUUCCAGCCCUGUCUGGAUGGGAUCGACUACGACGACUUCAGCUUUGGCUCCCACAUGGUGGAGCAGAAGGAGCCCCUGAUGGAGACAGCAGUCGGUCCCUACCUGGUCAUCAUUGAGCAGCCGAAGCAGCGGGGCUUCCGAUUUCGGUAUGGCUGUGAGGGCCCUUCGCACGGGGGGCUGCCAGGAGCCUCCAGCGAGAAGGGGCACAAGACCUACCCCACCGUCAAGAUCUGCAACUACGAGGGGAUGGCGCGCAUCGAGGUGGACCUGGUGACACACAGCGACCCUCCACGUGUGCACGCACACAGCCUGGUGGGCAAGCAGUGCAACGAGGCUGGCAACUGCGUCGCCAUCGUGGGGCCCAAAGACAUGACGGCACAGUUCAGCAAUCUGGGUGUGCUUCACGUCACCAAGAAGAACAUGAUGGAGAUCAUGAAGGAGAAGCUGAAGAAGCAGAGGACGCGCAACACAAACAAGCUGCUGACGGAAGCUGAGCUGCGUGAGAUUGAGCUGGAGGCAAAGGAGCUGAAGAAGGUGAUGGAUCUGAGCAUCGUGAGGCUGCGCUUCACCGCUUACCUCCGUGACAGCAGUGGGAACUUCACUCUGGCACUGCAGCCCGUCAUCUCUGACCCCAUCCAUGACAGCAAGUCCCCUGGCGCUUCCAACCUGAAGAUCUCACGGAUGGACAAGACGGCGGGCUCAGUGCGAGGUGGGGAUGAGGUCUACCUGUUGUGCGACAAGGUGCAGAAAGAUGACAUUGAGGUGCGGUUCUACGAGGAUGACGAGAAUGGCUGGCAGGCCUUCGGGGACUUCUCCCCCACGGAUGUGCACAAGCAGUACGCCAUCGUCUUCCGCACGCCCCCCUACCACAAGCCCAAAAUUGACCGUCCUGUCACCGUGUUCCUGCAACUGAAGCGGAAGCGCGGGGGGGACGUCAGCGACUCCAAGCAGUUCACCUAUUACCCUGUGGUGGAGGAUAAGGAGGAGGUGGAGCGGAAGCGCAAGAAGGUGCUGCCUCAGUUUCCCCAGCACUUCGGCGGGGGCUCACACAUGGGGGGUGCCGGCGGUGCUGGGGGCUUUGGGGCGGGAGGAGGCGGUAACCUCAGCUUCCCCUACUCGUCCGGGCUGGGCUACAACAACCUCUACUCCUCCAGUCCGCACCCCGUGGGGGGGUACCAGGGCGGCGUGCAGAUGAAGGCCCCCAGCGGGAGCGGGGAUGGAGAUGACAGACAGGCACCUACAGAAAGUACCUACUGCAGGGAGCUGCAGCGGCACGCCCACCUGUGGCUGCUGGCACGCCGCAACGCCCAUGCCCUGCUGGACUACUCGGUGACUGCUGACCCCCGCAUGCUGCUGGCCGUGCAGAGACACCUGGCAGCAUCACAGGAUGAGAACGGGGACACGCCCUUGCACCUCGCCAUCAUCCAUGAGCAGACAGCUGUGAUCAAGCAGCUAAUUGAGGUGGUGGUCAGCAUCCCUAGCCAGCAGAUCGUCAACAUCACCAACAACCUGCAGCAGACACCGCUGCACCUGGCGGUCAUCACCAAGCAGCCCCAGGUGGUGCAGCUCCUGCUGCAGGCCCGUGCCAACCCCACCCUGCUGGACCGCUAUGGCAACUCCCUGCUGCACCUGGCACUGCAGGCAGGUGAUGAGGAGAUGCUGCGGACGCUGCUGGCCCACCUGGGCUCGGCCACUCCCUACCUGCUGCACCUGCCCAACUUCCACGGUCUCCUGCCUGUACACCUGGCUGUGAAGGCGAAGAGCCCGGCCUGCCUGGACCUGCUGGUCAGGAGGGGCGCAGAUGUGAACAGCGUGGAGAGGCAGGGCGGCAGGACCCCGCUGCACCUGGCCGUGGAGAUGGAAAACCUCAACAUGGCCACACAUCUGGUGAAGAAGUUGGGAGCUAACGUCAACAGCCGGACCUUUGCUGGGAACACCCCCCUGCACCUGGCUGCCGGCCUGGGCUCCCCAACCCUCACCAAACUGCUGCUCAAAGCAGGGGCAGAUGUGCAGCGUGAGAACGAUGAGCCCGUCAGCCCCUCCUCGUCAGAGGCCAGCAGCGACACAGAUGGCGACCCCGAGGAGCAGGAGCAGGCCAUGGAGCUGGGGGAGCCGGCCCCGAGCCCCCAUGCCCCCCCUGAGGAGGAGCAGGGGGAGGCAGGGCCCCGGCAGCGCCGCUGCCACACAGCCCUGGACCUGACCCGGAGCCAGAAGGUGCGGGACAUCCUGCUGCAGGCCUCCCAGCCCCGCCCCGAGACUGAGCUGCCCACCACCCCCCGGCCAGGGAAUGUGCUGUCUCUGGACAGUGAUGCGCUGCAGGGGCUGGAGCAGCUGCUGAACCAGGACAGCAGCGGGUCAGACUGGAUGGAGCUGGCCAAGAGGCUGGGACUCUGCAGCUUGGUGGAGACGUACAAGGACACCCCCUCACCCAGCGUCAGCCUCCUGCGCAGCUAUGAGCUGGCUGGGGGCAGCCUUGGGGGGCUGCUGGAGGCGCUGGACUCUAUGGGGCUGCGCGGGGCUGUCAGAAUGCUGCGCAAACCUGAGCCGCUGGAGAAGCUGCAGAGCACAGAGGUCAAGGAAGACAGCGCCUACGGGAGCGAGUCGGUGGAGGAGGAGCAGGCGCCCGCCCUGAAGCCAGGGCCGGUGCCAGAGGGUGAGCUGCACCACAGCCAGCAGCAGCAGGUGCACUGAGGGGCCGGGGGGGCCGUGCUGCCCCCCGCCCUGCCCCUCCCACACAAGUGCCUUCUGGACUGGGGGCUGCGCUGCAGCCCGGCUGCCCUGCUGCUGAGGGCCGGGACACAGCCUGCCCAGCCCCGCUCUGCUCGUAUUUAAUGGUCCCACGCCUGGUGAAUAAAGGGGACACGGUUUCCAUUAGCAUCAGCCCUCUCUGUCUGCCCCGGCCCAGAGAGACAGGGCGCUACCCCGGCACUGGCCUCAGGGAGAGCAGCCAGCCCGUGCCCCCUCGGCAUCACCCCAAGUGCCUGCGCUGUCCCCAGCACCGCUUCUAGGCUGCCUGGGGGAAAAACCACAGCGCACCAAGAACUGAAGAGCAAGUUUUACUUCAGUAACCGACAGAAGAAGCUGUACAAAGGUUUUCCUCCCCCCGAGCCACCUGGGGCAAGGGUGGAAAUUUUUCUUUUUUUUUCCUUUUUUUUUUUUUUUUUUU